CUCAUCAUCCAUCAGGACUCGCAUGACAAGAUUUAUUUGCAACUUCAAGAUGGCAAGAGAAAGUAAGAACAAGAACUCUGUUCUUCAGUCAGAGGUGUCACACAGAUGCAGCUCACGCUGUCUCGGUCCUCUGACCUUCCACAAUCAGGCUGUGGGAGAAAAGGUCCGCUUGAGUCAUGGAGGUCGACUCGCAGAGAAGACUGAGAACACCUUCAAGAAUGGGCUGGUGUUCAGCAACCGGCCAGUGAAGAUCCAGGAGAAGAUUCAUCUGAGAGUGCAGAGGGAUUCGACCAACUGGGAGGGAGCUCUGCGUGUGGGCUUUACCACAGUGCCACCCUCAAGCAGAUCUCUACCUCUGCCCUGCUUGGCCAUCCCCAACCUCACUGACAAGCCUGGACACUGGGCUGUGCCUGUAAAUGAAUCCUACUGCCAAGCAGGUUCAGAGCUGAAGUUUUGGGUUUCUGAUGGUGGCAGCAUAUACGUAGCUGUCAGCAACAGGCGGUAUAAGUGGCUGACAGGAGUGGACCUCAGCCAGCCUCUGUGGGCCAUGAUAGACGUCUACGGCCAGACGCGCUCCAUUUUACUCCUAGGCUCAGAGAAAAAAGAUCUAUUUUGUACCAAAAGAUCCUGUCCUGCACCUGAACCGCUCACCUCACCUGAUGCUUACAGCCACUUUGGUUCAGUUUCAGACUUCAGUUGUGAUGACUGCAUCUCCUGUCUUGACAUGAAAAUGCCAGGAGAUAUAACCUGUGCGGUGUGCAUGGUGAAAGAGGCCAGAAUCACACUGCCGUGUGGCCACCGGUGUUUAUGUAAACACUGCAACUCCAGAGUUUUUCAGGAGUUUGGCACCUGCCCGCUGUGUCGACACAAGAUCAGAGCUCCAUCGGCAGAGGAGCUGGUCUGAGCUCCGAGACAGAAGCCAGAAAUCACCAAAGAGAAGUUACAGAGUGACUGUAACAGUGAAAAUACUGCACUAAAUGCAAAAUCUGCUGCUAUUUCUAUAUUAUUUAUAAUGAUAACUUUGUCUGUACAGCGUACUUUUCUACCUCGAUGUAAAUCUUAAAGCAGUGUUGUAUUUUUGUCUAAAAAUUGUAAUGUGUUGAUGGUAAAAAAGAUAAACUCUGUUAUGUUUUAAGGGUUAAAAAAACCCUCAAAAACAAUAUUUUUCAAUGAAGCGUGUUUUGGAAAAGAAGCAUCUGUCUACAGCUCAUGUCUCUACAGUCAGGAAUGAGCGGACGUGAAAAUAAAUGUUGGUUUUCAGAUAAGAGCAGACUGUGUGGCUGAU
Molecule: messenger RNA, 1285 nt
Organism: Haplochromis burtoni (Burton's mouthbrooder)
Lineage: Eukaryota; Metazoa; Chordata; Actinopteri; Cichliformes; Cichlidae
Product: E3 ubiquitin-protein ligase NEURL3-like
Exons: 4
Coding region: 23-904 (293 amino acids)
Molecular function (GO): ubiquitin protein ligase activity
Source: RefSeq, a predicted model, not a curated record